Molecule: messenger RNA, 603 nt
Organism: Penicillium lagena
Lineage: Eukaryota; Fungi; Ascomycota; Eurotiomycetes; Eurotiales; Aspergillaceae
Exons: 2
Coding region: 1-603 (200 amino acids)
Biological process (GO): pentose-phosphate shunt, oxidative branch; glucose metabolic process
Cellular component (GO): cytosol
Molecular function (GO): NADP binding; glucose-6-phosphate dehydrogenase activity
Source: RefSeq, a predicted model, not a curated record
AUGGACCACGACGAAUACCUCAAGCGCGUGCGCUCGUACAUCAAGGUCCCGACGAAGGAGAUUGAGGAGCAAUUAGAGCAGUUCUGCAAGCUGUGCACAUACGUGUCCGGCCAGUACGACCAGGAUGACUCGUUCAUCAACCUGCAAAAGCACAUCUCCGAUAUCGAGACGCGCCGGCAAGGCAAGGAGCAGAACCGCGUCUUCUACAUGGCAUUGCCCCCUAGUGUUUUCACCGUCGUGUCGGAGCAGCUGAAGCGCAACUGCUACCCCAAGAAUGGCCUGGCUCGGAUCAUCGUCGAGAAGCCGUUCGGCAAGGACCUUCAGAGCUCCCGAGACCUGCAAAAGGCUUUAGAUCCUAACUGGAAGGAGGAGGAGAUUUUCCGUAUUGACCACUACCUCGGUAAGGAGAUGGUCAAGAACAUUCUCAUCCUGCGGUUUGGCAACGAGUUCUUCAACGCUACAUGGAACCGUCACCACAUCGACAACAUCACAUUCAAGGAGCCGUUCGGCACCGAGGGUCGUGGGGGCUACUUUGACGAGUUCGGUAUCAUCCGCGAUGUCAUGCAGAACCGUAUGUGUACCCCUAUAAUAGUCACCGAAUAA